UCACGUGACCAGUCGAUGCGGAAGUUUUGAUGACGAAACUCCGUGCAGCAGAUUUGUGUUUAUGGCAGAUGCAGAGAGAUUUUCCUGCUUUAACUGUUCGGAUCUCUGCGCUGUAAAUGGUCAGGAUGACUCAGAAGUUUCACUUAGAGGGGCAGGUGUACUCUGUCCCACUGAUACAGCAGGACCUGAGGAGGGAAGAGGCUGUGCACCAGAUCACUGAUGCUCUGCAGUACCUGGAAAACAUCUCAACAGACAUCUUCACCAGGGUGUCGCAGAGUGUGGAAAAGAACCGCACUUACCUCCAGGCUGUCACAGACCGUAUCAAACUGGCUCAAGCUCGAGUCCACAAGAUCAAAGGAAGCAAGAAAGCCACCAAGGUCUUUUCCAGUGCUAAGUACCCUGCUCCAGAGAAACUAGAAGACUACUCAUCCAUCUUCAUGGGUGCUGCUGAUCCGGCGUCCCAAAAACGACCUCGCUACAAGGUUCAGGGCAAGCUCCGCCCUCUGGAUGACAAGGCCUUGCAGGAGAAGCUGAUGUAUUUUCCAGUAUUUGUAAACACUAAGAAGCGCUCUGAAGAUGAAACGGAGGAGGGGCUGGGCAGCCUGCCCAGAAACAUCAGCUCAGUCAGCUCCCUACUGCUGUUUAACACUACCGAGAACCUGUAUAAGAAGUAUGUGUUCCUGGAUCCUCUGGCAGGGGCUGUCACUAAAACUCACACCACGCUAGAGACGGAGAAAGAGGAAAAGCCAUUUGAUGCUCCACUCUCUAUCACUAAGCGAGAGCAACUGGAGAGACAGACUGCAGAGAAUUAUUUUUAUGUGCCAGACCUGGGCCAGGUGCCAGAGAUCGAUGUGCCCUCUUACCUACCUGACCUGCCUGGCAUCGCAGAUGACCUCAUGUACAGUGCUGAUCUUGGUCCAGGGUUUGCUCCCUCUGUUCCUGCCAAUGCAGCCAUCCCUGAGCUGCCCUCAUUUGGUACAGAUCAUGAAGAACCCAACGGAUCUGGCUCCCAGUUUAGACAUGAAGCUCCUCCCCCUCCUCCUCCGCCUCCUCCUCCUCCUCCCGAGCCUGCUCAUGUUCCAGCACCUCCUCCUGGAGCUCCUCCAGCUCCACCCCCUCCUCCCCCACCUCCUCCUGAUGUAACAGAUGGCGCAGGAGGUGGAGAUGCAUCCAGUCAAGCCCAGCCCACAGGUGCAGUGAAAGGUGCGCCUACAGAAGUGUUGCAGCCAUCAGAUGGGCGAGCUAGCUUGCUUGAGUCCAUUCGUAAUGCUGGUGGCAUCGGCAAAGCCAAACUCCGGAAUGUUAAAGAACGCAAGAUGGAGAAGAAGAAACAGAAGGAGCAAGAGCAAGUUGGUGCUGCAGCCAGUGGUGGAGACUUCAUGUCUGACCUCUUUAAUAAAUUGGCCAUGCGUAGGAAAGGAAUCUCAGGUAAAGGUCCAGGGGGCGGAGAUUCCACAGAAGCACCAGCCAGUUCUGGCAGCGCAUUUGCCAGGAUGUCGGACGUGAUUCCACCCCUUCCUGCACCACAGCAGCCAACUGCAGAUGACGAAGAUGACUGGGAAGCAUAGUCAAAAGACGGUGACUUCACUGAUCUGUGCUGACUGGAUAUCGGAUGAAGACGAACAGUUCUGAAUGUAGUUUUUUUAAGAACUGAACCCAGUGUUUGAAGUUCUGAAGUAGCACUUGAAGUUGGCUAAGCUUUUCUAGCAGUUUGGAAAUGUGAAAAAAUCAUAUUUCAUCAUGACGCACUGUUGUGCCUGUGGUGUUUGAUGGAGAGAGAUUGAGAAAAAGACGUUAAAAAGGAGGCUACACAUAGACAGCAGGCUGUCACCUAAAUCAAAGUUCAAUGCUCAGUAUGCCCAUUUUCUUAACCUAAUCACAUUUUGUGUUGUCUAUCAACUUAUGUUUUGCUUAAAAAAAAAAAGAGUGUACAAGAUCAGAAUUGAAAAAGAUCAGAUUACAUUUUAGUUUUGAAAAUAUGUGGCUGUCCUCAUUUAGCCUUAAAGUCUGGGGCCUCAUUUUAGCAAAAAUUCACAACUCUUUCACUGAAAUGUGACAUGUGUAAGCAAACUUGGGAUUUACUGGUUUGAAAUAUGCCUCACACUCAGUGAUAAUCAGCCUGACUAAAGCUGUGUACACUAGAAGUGCUUAGAGGCAGUAAUUUAACCAUCCCUAAAAUCUUCAGAUAAGGGAGCAUAAUGAUGGAAUAUUCAUAGAUGAAAACUUGUUCACUCACUUACUUGAUGAGGGAUGAAGAAAUCCUAGUCGUGACAUACAGUAUAAUGACUCUCAUUUAAUACAAACAUUGCUCAAAUUA
Molecule: messenger RNA, 2317 nt
Organism: Colossoma macropomum (tambaqui)
Lineage: Eukaryota; Metazoa; Chordata; Actinopteri; Characiformes; Serrasalmidae
Gene: wash1
Product: WAS protein family homolog 1
Exons: 11
Coding region: 117-1568 (483 amino acids)
Biological process (GO): Arp2/3 complex-mediated actin nucleation; endocytic recycling; retrograde transport, endosome to Golgi
Cellular component (GO): recycling endosome; early endosome; WASH complex
Molecular function (GO): alpha-tubulin binding; gamma-tubulin binding
Source: RefSeq, a predicted model, not a curated record